AUGAAUUUAUCAAAAUUAGAAAAAUUACCUGAUGAAAUUUUACUUGAAAUUUGUGUUUAUUUAAAGCCCUAUGAUAUUAUAAAUAGUUUUGGACAACUAAAUAGUCGUUUAGAACGAACUAUAAGUCAAUAUCGACAUGAUGCAGAUCUACAUCAUUUAACUUUUAGUCAAUUCUAUCGAUGGUCUAAUCAUCUUUUAUCUUAUACAGCCACAUCUAUUGUAAAUUUAGUUGUAAGCAAUUGGAAUUCUCCUGGACAAAUCUAUCUUUUUAAUCAACUGGCAAAAGAUUAUGAUUCUCUUCAUGAUUUAUUUCCAAAUAUAAAUCAACUUCGAUUAAUUGAUUUUACUAAUGAUGACGUUGAAAUUCUUUCGAAACUUGCAAGGAUUAAAAAAAUUUUUAUCGACGCUGAUGCAUUGGUAUCAUUAUCAUAUUCAACACAUAUUUUACUUGAUAAAUAUAUUUUCUGUUCAUCGAAUCAUUUUAAAGAAAUACGUUUAUGGGGUAUUGAAAAUGGUAUUCGACUACAACAUGACGUGAAUAUUCUAGAAAAUGUUCAUCUCGAACGAUUAACAAUAAGCGUUGCUUUCUUAGAUGAUCUCAUUUUAAUGUUUCGACGUUCACCAAAUUUAGUUCAUUUUAAUGUUGAAGUAGUUCAGCAUACAGCAAAAAUCCUACGACAGAAUGCAACGAUUGAAAUGUUACCAAAGCAUUUAAAAAUUUUUCAUUUUCAAACAACUGAUCAACAAGUAUUAUCGUAUGAAGAUUUAGAUAAAUUAGUUAGUAAUAUGCCUACGAUUGAACUUUUCUCAUUGGAUGCAGAUACAAAUGAUGUUAAUUAUGCCGAUGGAUAUAAUUGGCAACAUACGCUAUCAAGUGUAGUCAAUUUAAAACGUGCUUAUUUUAAAAUACGAAUUUAUUUAACAUUAGAUAUGACACCUAUUGAUGAAGAUUCGAUUUUAGAAUCAUUUCAACAUGCCAAUAUACCUAUAUGUUGUUAUAUUGAUACCAAAAUAUUGCAUAUUGACACCAUACCAUAUAAUAUGGCAGACUUCGAUACACAUAUGAGUGUAACAAUAUCACCUAGUGCAAAAUCAGCGAGAGCAACAAAUAUGGAAUUAUUUCAACAGAAAUCUAGACGUGUUCAGACGCUUAUCGUAGAUGGUCAACAUGAUCCAACAGUAAUAGACGAUUGGCUAUGUGUUAUCAAUCGUUUUUCUGAUAUUGAAAUACUUCAAAUCAAUGCAGUAAAUAUACCAGAAAAUGAAAAUACUAAUAUUGAAACUAAAACGAAAAAUAUCAAGUUACCAAAUCUCUCGUAUUUGCAUUACAUUCGAUCAACUAGUUGUAAAGUACAUAUACAUUUUUUUAAACUUCUUACUAACACUAUUAUCGUAAGUCCACAAUUAAAAGCCUUAUCGAUGAUGUAUGGAGAUUUAAUUUAUUUAUGUAAACGUUUAUCCGGUUGUAGUUUCGAACGAAUAAACGAACUUUGGCUAUAUGGUGGCGAUGCCGAUGGACAAGUUACUUUGAUAGAUAUUGAUUUGUUACUUAAAACAUUUCCAUGUUUAUAUCAUUUUGUUUUUAAUAAUCAAUCGAGUAGACUUUUGAAUAGACACCUAAAAUCAAUCGUUGAAAUAAUUCUACAUUCUUCACCAACGCUAAUUAGUUUUCGAAUUUCAUGUAAUAAAGGUUCACUAAAAUUAUUAUCGUUGAUGGACAAUGAGGCGUGCACUGCUUGGAUCAAACGAAUAUGUGGUCUUAAUAAUCAUGAACAAAUGCAUGUGAUAGUAAAUAAAAAAAUGUUAUCGAUUUGGAAAUAA
This is a messenger RNA of Rotaria socialis, 1821 nucleotides long. The record is from the annotation of a GenBank genome assembly. NCBI's taxonomy places the organism in Eukaryota, Metazoa, Rotifera, Eurotatoria, Philodinida, Philodinidae.